CUCAUGUGAUCUCUCACAGCCUGUUGGGAGUCCGCGGGGGAAGUAUGGCGCUUGGUGUUUGGUGCAUCGCCACCCUUUUUAGUUUCGUUCAUUUAACAGCGUUAAUUUUACCCGAAGAGGAAUAUCAAUUCAAACAGUGGAUUUUACAGCACAGCAAAGGCUAUGACAGCGAGGAGUAUUACCACCGGCUCCACAUAUUCACUGAGAAUAAGAGGGAAAUUGAUCAUCAUAAUGCUGGGAAUCACUCAUUCACAAUGGGCCUGAAUCAGUUCUCAGACAGGACAUUUGAAGAAUUCAGGAAAUUAUUCCUGAUAACAGAGCCUCAGAACUGUUCAGCUACUUCAGGGGGUCAUGUCAGCAGGGCUGGACCCUAUCCCGAGUUUGUUGACUGGAGGAUGAAGGGCAACGUUGUGACUCCAGUGAAGAAUCAGGGUCACUGUGGAAGCUGCUGGACCUUCUCUACUACUGGCUGUUUGGAGUCGGUAAAUGCUAUCGCUACCGGGAAGCUCGUUCCUCUGUCUGAGCAGCAGCUGAUAGACUGUGCCAAAGACUUCAAAAAUUUUGGAUGCAUGGGAGGCCUCCCCAGCCAGGCGUUUGAGUACAUCAAAUACAACAAUGGUCUCAUGACAGAGGAGGACUACCCCUACAAAGGCUAUGAUGAUACUUGCCAUUUUGAGCCGGCUCUUGCUGCUGCUUUUGUCCUGGAUGUCGUCAACAUAACAAGUUAUGAUGAGAAGGCCAUGGUCGAUGCUGUGGCCCGACUCAACCCUGUGUCCUUUGGCUUUGAGGUCACAUCUGAUUUUAUGCACUACAAAGAAGGUGUUUACACCAGCACCCAGUGUAAGAACACAGCAGACAUGGUGAAUCAUGCAGUCCUGGCUGUGGGUUACGGUGCUGAAGAGAACGGCACGCCAUAUUGGAUUGUGAAGAACUCCUGGGGCCCCACCUGGGGAACUGACGGAUAUUUUUUGAUCGAGCGAGGAAAAAACAUGUGCGGCCUGGCUGCAUGCUCUUCCUACCCGCUACCUUUAGUUUAGGAAACAUGACAACAGAGGGAGGGAGUGAUGUAACUCAGGAAAACCCAAAGACAACAUACAUGGCGUGAACCCGAUGGGUAGUUGGGGCUUUUAAGUGUUUAUGUGGAAGUUUAAUUUCUUAACAAUAUGUGCAUUACCAGUGAAAGUUUUCAUCUUUGUGUGUCACACUCUCAACAUUACAUUUGUUUUAAUAUUGUAACUAUGAGUGCUUUUCCUUGUUUGCAGUUGGGAAGUCUUCAUUUAUUGUUUUUUUUUCAUAAUGUUGUUGCCAGGUUCUUAAAAACAAUCCAUUUUAUUCAUGACUAUACAAAAAGUGUAUUUCAUUGGAUAAAGUGUACUUGUGCAGGCGCUUGUACCAUGCAGAACUUUUUUUAAAGUAAAAUAGUAGACACAGCCAAUUUACCAACACUGUAACAUGCAUGGUGUUCCACUGAGCCAAAGACCAAUGAGAUCUUGUUAUGGCAGAUCAUCUAUGGCUCAUUGACUUAAUUUUUCAGUGAGUGGCCUCUUUAUGUCUCCAGAAUGACUAAAUCAAGAGUGUAAGAAUCUUGUCUUCAAAGACAAGAACAGGCUGUUUCUCGAACCUCCACAGUAUCUUCUCUAACACGCUCACUUACAUGAACAAACAUUAGAGACGGUCAAGCACUAAAAGGACAUUAAGGUGUCAACUGAAAGAUCAAGCAGUUAUUUGUAUUCAUUUUUUACAUAUGCUGUUAAUAAACAUUUCUCCCCUUA
Messenger RNA from Centropristis striata (black sea bass), 1772 nucleotides. Its product is annotated as pro-cathepsin H-like. Gene Ontology annotation, biological process: immune response. Gene Ontology annotation, molecular function: cysteine-type endopeptidase activity. The transcript is spliced from 12 exons. NCBI's taxonomy places the organism in Eukaryota, Metazoa, Chordata, Actinopteri, Perciformes, Serranidae. The record is from RefSeq and is a predicted model, not a curated record. Gene Ontology annotation, cellular component: lysosome. The coding region runs from base 45 to 1037 and encodes 330 amino acids.